GCCUUAUUGCUAGGCAACGGCGAGCGCGCUCUGAGCGGCGCGGGGCGAAGUGGGAUUUGGAAGCUUAGGGGCACAAGCCCAGCGACUGCACCGGGAUGGACCAGUACUGUAUCCUGGGCCGCAUCGGGGAGGGUGCCCACGGCAUCGUCUUCAAGGCCAAGCACGUGGAGACUGGCGAGAUAGUUGCCCUCAAGAAGGUAGCUCUUCGGCGGUUGGAGGACGGUAUCCCUAAGCAGGCCCUGCGGGAGAUUAAGGCUCUGCAGGAGAUGGAGGACAAUCAAUAUGUGGUGCAGCUGAAGGCUGUGUUCCCACAUGGUGCAGGCUUUGUGCUGGCUUUUGAGUUCAUGCUGUCGGAUCUGGCUGAGGUGGUGCGCCAUGCCCAGAGGCCACUAGCCCAGGCACAGGUCAAGAGCUACCUGCAGAUGCUGCUCAAGGGUGUCGCCUUCUGCCAUGCCAACAACAUUGUGCAUCGGGACCUGAAGCCUGCCAACCUGCUCAUCAGUGCCUCAGGCCAGCUCAAGAUAGCGGACUUUGGCCUGGCCCGAGUCUUUUCCCCAGAUGGCAGCCGCCUCUACACACACCAGGUGGCCACCAGGUGGUACCGAGCCCCUGAGCUCCUGUAUGGUGCCCGCCAGUAUGACCAGGGUGUCGAUCUGUGGGCCGUGGGCUGCAUCAUGGGGGAGCUGUUGAAUGGGUCCCCCCUUUUCCCGGGUGAGAACGACAUUGAACAGCUUUGCUGUGUGCUUCGCAUUUUGGGCACCCCCAGCCCUCAAGUCUGGCCGGAGCUUGCCGAGCUGCCAGACUACAACAAGAUCUCCUUUAAGGAACAGGCACCCGUGCCCCUGGAGGAAGUGCUGCCGGACGCCUCUCCCCAGGCAUUGGACUUGCUGAGUCAGUUCCUUCUCUACCCUCCUCUCCGGCGCAUCGCAGCCUCCAAGCUAUGUCCCCAGCUUCUGGAAUAGUGUUUCAGACAUAGUAGACACUCAGAAAAUACCCAGGCACUGAGUCCACUGAAUGCAUAGAUGAAGGAACAUCUGCCUGAGGCUGAGGGCAGGGAAGUGACUGGUUUCCUUCUGCUGUUCCUUACUUGCCACCCCCAGGCUCUCCUCCAUCAGUACUUCUUCACAGCUCCUCUGCCUGCCCAUCCAUCUGAGCUACCGAUUCCUCAGCGUCCAGGGGGACCUGCCCCCAAGGCCCAUCCAGGCCCCCACCACGUUCAUGACUUCCACGUGGACCGGCCUCUUGAGGAGUCGCUGUUGAACCCGGAGCUGAUUUGGCCCUUCAUCCCGGAGGGGUGAGAAGCUGGCCCUGGUCCUGUCUGCCUGUGCCUAAGGACCACCCAGUCCACUUGUUCCUCUGCCACCUGCCUGGCUCCACCCUCCAAGGCCUCCCCAUGGCCACACUGGGCCCACUCCACACCACACCCUGCCCCUUGACCCUUGUGAGGGUUGGUCUUGAGGCAGAGGUUAUGUUCCUAGCCAAGAGCAUGACAGCAUCCAGUCCAGCAGAGGAGAUUCACGUCCUGUGCUUGGUGAGUCUGUGUGCUGCUGACUUACCCAUCAGAACAGUGAGCUCUGCUGCCAUUCAGGGCCUGCCUAUGCAGAAUGGCGAUGUCUGCCUUGGUGAUUACCCAUCACAACAGUGAGCUCUGCUGCCAGCUAAGGCCUGCCUAUGCAGAAUGGCGAUGUCUGCCUUGGUGAUUACCCAUGAGAACAGUGAGCUCUGCUGCCAGCUAAGGCCUGCCUAUGCAGAAUGGCGAUGUCUGCCUUGGUGAUUACCCAUGAGAACAGUGAGCUCUGCUGCCAGCUAAGGCCUGCCUAUGCAGAAUGGCGAUGUCUGCCUUGGUGAUUACCCAUCACAACAGUGAGCUCUGCUGCCAGCUAAGGCCUGCCUAUGCAGAAUGGCGAUGUCUGCCUUGGUGAUUACCCAUCACAACAGUGAGCUCUGCUGCCAGCUAAGGCCUGCCUAUGCAGAAUGGCGAUGCCUGCCUUGGUGAUUACCCAUCAGAACAGUGAGCUCUGCUGCCAGUCAAGGCCUGCCUGUGCAGAAUGGCAAUGCCUGCCUUCGUGCUGCUUCCCCAGGUGUUGCCUCCUGGUCAAGGAGAAGUGCAGAGAGUAAGGCGUCCUCAUGUUGGAAACUCAAGUGGAAGGAAGAUUUGGUUUUAUUCUCAGAGACAUUAAACACUAGUUCAGUAUGUGAGGUUAUAGAUUCUAAAAACCUCUGGUGUCUCUGUCUGUUCCUCCUCUAUUUCUCUCAAGGGAAAUAAAGUGACAUUGUCUGAUGGCCCUCAUUUUUGGGUGGGUCCUGGGGAAGGUGGCACCAGGCACAGCACUUUUGCCCUGAGGGCCUCUCGUGUGCUUCAUAUGACUGAUUACUAAUUUGGAAGUGAGGGAGAUGGAAGUCUAGGCCCAGGGAUGGCUCCAGUUGGGGAUCCAGCAGGAGACCCUCCGCACUGAGGCUGGUUUACCAACAUAUCUACUCCCUCAGGAUGAGUGUGAGCCAGAAGCAGCUGUUUAUAUAAGGAAACAAGCAUUCCUGGAAUUAAUUUUUUAAUUUAAUAAAUCUCAAUAUAAUCCCAGCCAGCUCUUUUUCCUUAUAAUAAUUUGACUGAUGAGGUGAUUGUAAAAGAGCCAUUAAAGUGCAAAGGGCCAAGAGAAGGAAGUGGAACCUUGCAGAAGAGGAAAUGAUGGAAGGACCUGCGGUAUCAGAUACCAAUAUUUAAAAGUUUAUUUAAGAAGUAAGACAGCACGAUUGUGGUUCAAGGAUAAAAACAGAUACACUAGAGAAACUUAUUCUUAGCAAUCCUUUAUUUUUAAAUUGUUUAUUUUAUGCUUCAUGUGGAUAAACUCUUCUAUGAGCACUGAGGGUGACUAACACUGUUACAGACGCUGGCCUCCAAACACUUAGUGGAAAGAUAAAACCUAUUAAACCCCCAUUCUUGCUUUUAGGGAAGUCUGA
Molecule: messenger RNA, 2958 nt
Organism: Callithrix jacchus (white-tufted-ear marmoset)
Lineage: Eukaryota; Metazoa; Chordata; Mammalia; Primates; Cebidae
Product: cyclin-dependent kinase 20
Biological process (GO): protein phosphorylation
Cellular component (GO): nucleus
Molecular function (GO): ATP binding; protein serine/threonine kinase activity
Source: RefSeq, a predicted model, not a curated record